Molecule: messenger RNA, 6791 nt
Organism: Gambusia affinis (western mosquitofish)
Lineage: Eukaryota; Metazoa; Chordata; Actinopteri; Cyprinodontiformes; Poeciliidae
Gene: zbtb7b
Product: zinc finger and BTB domain containing 7B
Exons: 4
Coding region: 2916-4562 (548 amino acids)
Biological process (GO): positive regulation of gene expression; regulation of transcription by RNA polymerase II
Molecular function (GO): DNA-binding transcription factor activity, RNA polymerase II-specific; protein binding; RNA polymerase II cis-regulatory region sequence-specific DNA binding
Source: RefSeq, a predicted model, not a curated record
GACUGGCAAAAGACAUGUUUUAUAUGGUCAUUCAAUUCCUGCUCAUAAGCCAAUUGUUGAUUAAGUCUAGAUGGUUUAAAAGUCAUCAGAGAUCUCAUCUGAAGAGUUGGGAUGCCAUAAAAAUUGGUGGGAAAACUCUCUGGGAUGCGGCAUUUUGUGCCAGUGAAUGUUGUUUUCUAACACCUGUUUAUGAGCGGUAAAGUAACUUGAUGUUUUAUUUGAUCACUGAGGUUUGAUUUUCCACCGAGCAAUAGUUGGGGGUUUUUCUGAACGGUGUUCAGUGAACACAAACAUGAAGUUAUUUCAUAUAGUGCAUGCAGCUGGAGACCCAGCCUAACUCUUUCCAGGUUGUACAUAAUGUUCUUUCUGGUUGGUUCAUUCACAAACCUUUCCAGUUCUCUUCCAGUUUGUAAGAAGAAUAUAUAACUUAGUGUAGUUUGUGUUUAAGGUGGAGUAAACUUUAGAAGUUAGUAGUUAUGAAAAGAAAGAAAACUAAGAAUGCUGGCGUCUAAGUAAAUUGCUAACUUUGAUUGCUAACUUUGCAUCCAGGUUCCUGCUUCCCUAUCAGGAAACUUGACCUGAAAACCUGUGUGUGCUGAAUUUUAUCAUCUGCACCUGCCCUUUGCAGUAGACCAGGGUUUAAUGUGAGCACCACAACAAGACUCCCAUUCAAAGGGUGGUGCCAGAGACAUUGCCCUUAAAGAAAACCGUGAGUCAGAUCAUUGGCAUUUGAAGAAAAAGAUUAUGAUUUCUGUUUUGUAAGAAAGUUAUCUCUCAGGGAUUUUCUGUCAAAAAAUUAGUUUAUUCCUGUUUUUCUGAUCACUUCUUUUUCACUACUGGACAAUAUACAAAUCAUCAGAAUUGUGUAUCUCCUAGCGAAGCGCUGUUUUAACUCUUCCAGAAUUAGUGGAACAGACGUGUGUCUAUCUUUGUCCCUGUUGUUUAAAUUCAUUUAUUUAAUAACAACCUUUACAUAAUUUCUUUAGCUGACAGGUUGGCUAAUAUUUGUCGGUGUUGGCUUGCCAUAGGAUGUGCUGGAUUUAGCAUUCUGUGCCAAUAAAAGAUCUCCCAACAGUGGUCUGUUAAUCAUCAUCAUCAUCAUCAUCAUUAUCAUCAUCAUCCCCAAGGCGCACCCAGUGUUUUAUUUUAAUCCUGACCCAAUCCUGUGUUACAGCAGGAUACAUGCUCAGGCUGUAAUGUUAGGUUAAGGCUUCUGCCUGCCACACUGGGUGGGGAGAUGACUGUCAAGCCAGUGGGCUUGUGCGUGUGUGUGCGUGUGUGUUCAUUAUAGAGGUAGAUGUGUUGCUGACUCGCCCCUUUGACAGACCGGCCUGACUAGCUCAACUCGUUUGGGUUUGGUUUCCUCAUCUUGGCCGCAGCCUGUUGUUUAAAUCUCUUGGUCUUCACGCUGGGAAAUUAUCGCUUCCACUUGUGAGUAAAACUGAAAUUUGGAAAGGGGAAAAAAAAAAAAAGAAAUCAUCAUUCAUCGUAAUGUGGCAGGACUUUUCAGAACUGACACACGCUCCGGAUUUUCCAACAAAUUCUUAACACCAGCUUUGCUAACCCAGCAGACAUUUAUGUGCAACCCAACUAGACGGUUGUGUUUCGUCCCUCACCUCCGGUGUCCUGAAAGGACUCCGUCACGCUUUGCUGUCUGCAGGCCUCUUUGCUUCACACAUUUAUUUACACUUCAUCUGCAUUAGGCACUGGCCAGAAUGAGACUCUCACAAUAUGAAAACCUGGAGAUAAAAAUUAAAGAUUCUCUGAUCUGAUUGUUGUUGAUCUGCAUGUCAAAUACUGAAAAAUCAGACUUUUUUUUUGCUGUUCAUUAAAUGCAUUGAAACUAAAAAACACCAACAAAAGUGAAUGAAACAUUAUCUAGUUUGAUAAAAGCAGCUCAAGUUUCAAUGCAUAAACAACAUUACUUCAUUUUCUGUUGGAUUUUAAACUACUGCCUCUAAGAAAAUAGCUGCAGCAAAGUUUUUCCUCUUUCUAUAUGAUAUAGCCUUGAGGAAAUCUGAGUUGUCAGAUCAGACUGUAAAAAGAAAAAGUUGCCAUCAGCCAGGAAAAACUCGUUCCUUGCAUCAGCCAGUAAAAUAAAAAUACAUUUAAUUUUACAACAACUGCACAAUUGUGAGGAAAGGCUGAUGUGCACCUGCAGCAGACAUUAGGUUGUACAGGUGUAUACAUAAGAACAGCAUUAUUCAUGCUGCUAAAAUAAAUUAUUGAUAAUUGCGGUUGUAUGAAUGUUAUCUUUGACGUUUAUUGUUAUUUUAGUUUUGCGACAUAGAAUUGAACAGAAAUGUAGACUAAAUAACCAAUGAACUCAGCAGAAAUAAGUAAAAAGGUUUAAGGCAAAAUAUAAUCUUCCUUUUUUUUAGCAAUAAAAGUUUAGCAAGAGGAUAUUAAAUUAAAUUAAAUAGACAAAGUGUUUGCUUAGGCAACUAGCCUGCAGUUGGCCACUUAUAUUCAAAUAUCUCACCUCCUUUUUUCCAACUACUACAGUCAAUUUACAAAACUCUUAAUUUGCACUUUGACCCAUCAUGCUUCACCGUGCCUGUAAAAGCUAAUCUCCUCUUUAGUGGAAGCUAAAAACUCUUGGAAUAAAAAAGCAUUCUGAAUUCUAGUUGUUUUGUUUUGCUUUGUUUUUUUACAAAAACAAACAGAAUUACUGUAAUUUGAGUGAAGCUCCUUUAGUUUCCACACAAUGACGUUCUGUCUUGUUCCAAGCAGCUGAAUUCGUCGUUUUUUUGUGAGUGAGAGAAGAGUGCAGCGCCCCUCUUCAGGCAGUUAAUUGACAAUAACAGGUUUAUGAUCUCUGGCCUCUCAGUAAAGGACAAAGGAGGAAGGGACAGCAGUGUGACAGACUGACAGCAGGCAGCAUCGUCUCCUGGGUUUAUGGACUGGAGGUGGCGAUGUCUCCAGGAGAGGACGGCCUGAUUGGGAUCCCCUUCCCGGAGCACAGCAAUGAGCUCUUGUCCCACCUCAAUGACCAGCGCAGGACGGGACUCCUAUGUGACCUCACCCUUACCUCUCACGGGGCUCGCUACCCAACACAUCGCUCCGUCAUGGCAGCCGUCAGCCUCUACUUCCGCCGGCUGUUUGGAGCGGAGGAAGGCGGCGGCGGGGGGUUCAGUGUUUGCCAGCUGGACUGCGUGGCUCCUGACGCCUUGGACGCCCUGCUGGAGUUCGCCUACACUGCCACGCUUACCAUCCCCAGCUCCGGGAUGAGAGACGUGCUGCGAGGCGCUCAACUUCUGGGCAUCCAGUGCGUGGCCGACGCCUGCAGAGACAUUCUCGGAGAGACGGCGGAGGCCGAGGGGGAGACGGCGGGGGAGCAGCGACCUCCGCAGAUGACUAGUGAGAGGACGGUAGAGAUAGCAAAUGUUGUAGAGAAAAUAUCCAGAAGAAAAACGGACAGAAAGAAGGUGAAAAAAGUUGGCUUACCUCACAACUUCUCACCUUUGAACCCGCUGCCCGCCUCUCCUGCCUCCCACCCUUCACCAGCAUCCGACAGCUUUCGCUCCCUGCCGCCCACCCAGCCACCCAGCCCCGAACCAGAGGAGCUUCACCCCAAACUUGGGCAAAACGGGGAUCCAAGAGCCAUCCGAGAACCUGGGAGAGGGGCCACACUAAACGGAGGGCUCCUCCACUGGGCACAAGAGCGACCUCUCAUAGCCCACCAGCCCCCGACCCAGAACGACAAGCUGUCUGAGGACGACGACAUGGAGGGCUUGGGCGACGACAUGAUGAGAUCUGGCUCCUUCCCCAGCUCUGUAGCAGAUCGAGGUGCCGCCACGUCAGUAGCAGGAGGCGGGAGGAAGAGGAAGUCUCAAACCCCACAGCAGUGUCCAGUCUGUCAGAAGAUUAUUCACGGAGCCGGGAAGCUGCCACGCCACAUGAGGACGCACACCGGGGAGAAACCCUUCCAGUGCUCCGCCUGUGGAGUUCGCUUCACACGCAAUGACAAGUUGAAGAUCCACAUGAGGAAACACACCGGGGAGCGCCCUUACACCUGUUCCCACUGCCCUGCACGGUUUCUCCACUCAUAUGACCUCAAAAACCACCUGUCGCUCCACAGCGGGGCGCGGCCCUUCGAGUGCCCGCUCUGCCACAAGGCCUUCGCCCGAGAGGACCACCUUCAGCGCCACCGCAAGGGACACAGCUGCUUGGAGCUGCGCACUCGUCGGCCCAGGCGGGGCCCUGAGCUGGGCGAGGACGGCGGUGAGAAAGAAGGCAGCCCUCUGUCUCUACAGGCGCAUCCCUCCGUGUUUCACCCUCGCUCAGUUCUAGAAGGCGGCGGCGGGAGCGGCUCCAUCGGCGGACCUUCGCUGAUAUUCCCAGGCGGCAUCGACAGGGAAAGGUCGCUGGCCCUCCAGGCUCUGACCCAACUCACCCCGCAGAGGCUGGCCGGCUACCCCGAGCUUUUUCUGCGAGGUCUUGACAUGCAAGGUGGAAGAGAUUCGGAGAGGGAAGAUCCUGGAGGAACUCGCUUGCCGGCGCUGCAGCAUGACAGAUGGGCUGAUGAAGUGGAAGACGAAGAAGUAGAAGAAGGGGAAUAGUAGAAAAAAACUUUAUGUGGUAAAUAUCCACAAUAAAAAAUAAAUAAAUAUAAUUAUCUCAGGUAGCUGGACAAAUGACCUGCUGCUCCAUACAGAGAGCACUUAAAACUUAUCAAAAUACAUUUUAAAAAAAGGAAAAUCGGGUUUUCUGAGAUAUUCUUAAUGUUGGUCUUCUGAUUUUUGGCAUUUUAUUGACUUAUUUGUCUGUUUAUGUUUGCUGUUCAAGUAUUUUAGGUUUGACUUGUCUCUAAUACUUCUUUUCUUGCUGGUGUUUGUUGAAUAUCUGCUCACCAGGACGCUUCUCACUAUGCAAACUAAAAUCCAGGGCUUCAGAAUGGAGAAAUAUUUAAAGAUGUGUAUUUUUUUUGAUUCAGAUGCAGUUUGAAAUUCAUAUCGCCUAUAAGAUCACAGUAAGGUUUGUGUGUCCGCUGUCCUCUGGUGGCUGUCGGUGGAAAUACAGAGUCAUUUAAUCAAGCUCAUUCCUUGGGUUAAAAGCAAUAAUUUUGUUUUUGUUAGUGGUUUGAUCUAUGCUUUAUUUUGGUGCUGAAACCAAAGAUCUGCUGGGUUUUUUUUUUCCUUGUUUUGCAGAAAAAGAGAGAGUGGAUGAGUUGUAGCCAAUGUUGGGUUUGAAGAGAAGAUUCUUCCCAACUCUUUUGAAAAGCCAUGAGAAAGACUCUACUUAGUUUUUCAGAGCCAAAGUGCUCUGAGCUAAAUGCCUGACCAAAAACAAAAUGACAAAGUCUGGAUCAGUGGGUUGAUUCUGGUAAAACAUGCAGCUUAUAUCAGUCUUCAUCUGCUCUCAUUUAUGUUCUUAAAACAAAUAAGUGUGGCAAAAUUUUGGGAUUACUGAGACAAUAUACACCCCUUCUGUGUAUUUAUUUAUUUAUUGCUAUUUAUUAUGGCCGUCUUAAGACCACAUCCAUCCUGAACCCAGAACAGAGAAAAACCUACGAGAAGCCGCACUGAUGAUUUUUGCUCAGCAACCCCCAUGUCCUCAAAUGCCUUGUUUUUUAAAAGGCUGAUUGUCUUUUUCUAAGCCAUUUUUCCUCAAACGCAUUCUUUGCACAUUUCAGGUUCUGCAGUAAAACCGGCACAUUCCUCCCUUCAGAAGGUAACACAGUGGACCAGAGCAAAGACAUCGGAGGUGGGCGGCGGGGUUAAAAACUCCUGGAACUUGAACACAGAUUGAUUUUCCUGUCGGUAACUAAGUGUGGACAAUAUGCAUCACACACAUUGCAGUUCUUGUAGUUUGGCUGUGACUAAAAGGGGCCAUUACCUUUUUGAGUUUAUUCAUCUCUGACCAAAAACUUUAUGCUUUCCAUGGCUGUCUUGCCUCAUGUUGUGCAAACAUUAAUGGCUUCUUUUUUUUUUCCUGUUAUUCUCAAUAAAAUCCAUCAUGUAGCAUAUGUGCUCUUCUGGCCUUGGGUGCACUAUACCCUGUCUUUGCUGUUUUGGAGCUCCCCGUUUCCAUUUUAUUUGCACUAUGAGAUUGGAGAGCUUCGAGCUUUUUGACCAGCUUUCAACAUCUUAUCCUUUAACUCUCUCCUCACUAUUUAAAAUUCUAAUUAAGUAGACAGUACUUCUGUAAAGCCCUCAUACAUACUUCAUGACAUUAGUGGAGUUAUAUACACACAAAUAUAUGCAUAUAGAUAUAUUUUUGGGAUGAAGUUGCCUUAGGGUUUUUUUGUGCUGCAACUAUUCUCAGGAAAUCUUGAGCAAUGCACUAAGUGAUUAUACAAAAUGUCAAAUGGGAAGCAAGCGGUGCUUUAGGAGGAUUGAUACUCUUCAUGCAAGUGGGAUUCCAGUAGUUUGAAAUAUUUUUUUUUGUCUUGUAGAUUUUGUAAUGAAGGAAAUCUUAUGUACAGAUAAAGGUAAUGAAAGUAAACUCCUGGCCUUGCUGGAACCUGUCCUACUGGAAUGGCAGUAUGACGGUUGAUCCUGUGCAUGAAGGGUGUUGGUGCUCCCAACGAAAAGCUUUGUGAAUGAAUGACGGUUAAACUGAUGUCAGCUGUGAAGUGUGUGUUUAUAUGUGAGCUGUUUGUUGUUGUUUUUUUUUCUUGGCUUCGGUGAGGGGACUUUAAGGGGUACGGUCUGAAUAGAGACCCCGCUAUCAGGGAUGCUUUUUUUUUGUUGUUUCAGUUUUUAGAGGACUCCUUCUCCGAGAUGCAAAUUCAUUUCCCCGUGAUUUGUUUCAGAUGAUGUAAAGAAAAUAAAGUUAUCUAAGCUUGA